AUGGCUUCUGACCUAGAGAGUAGCCUUACCUCCAUAGACUGGCUCCCCCAGCUGACCCUUCGAGCUACCAUUGAGAAGCUAGGGAGUGCCUCUCAGGCUGGGCCUCCAGGUGGCAGCCGCAAGUGUCCCCCAGGCUCACCCACAGAUCCAAAUGCCACCCUGAGCAAAGAUGAGGCAGCUGUGCACCAGGAUGGCAAGCCACGGUACAGCUAUGCCACCCUCAUCACCUAUGCCAUCAACUCCUCUCCAGCCAAGAAGAUGACCCUCAGUGAGAUUUACCGCUGGAUCUGUGAUAACUUCCCCUAUUACAAGAAUGCUGGCAUUGGCUGGAAGAAUUCAAUUCGGCACAACCUUUCUCUCAACAAGUGUUUCCGGAAGGUGCCUAGACCUCGGGAUGACCCUGGGAAGGGCUCUUAUUGGACAAUUGACACCUGCCCUGACAUCUCCCGAAAGAGAAGACACCCUCCAGAUGAUGAUCUAUCCCAAGACUCACCAGAACAGGAGGCAAGCAAGAGCCCACGGGGAGGCGUUCCAGGGGGUGGAGAAGCCUCACUGCCUUCAGAGGGGAAUCCUCAGAUGUCCCUUCAGGGCCCCACAUCUAUUACCAGCUACAGCCAGGGCACGGGAUCUGUGGAUGGGGCAGCAGUGGCAGGAGGGGUUCCAAGCCGAGAAAGCGCCGAGGGUCCUCCUCCCCUGUAUAACACCAACCAUGACUUCAAGUUCUCCUACUCAGAGAUCAAUUUUCAGGAUCUAAGCUGGUCCUUUCGCAACCUCUACAAAUCCAUGCUGGAGAAAUCCUCUUCCUCCUCCCAGCAUGGCUUCUCCUCUCUCCUGGGGGACAUGCCGCCCUCUAACAACUACUACAUGUACCAGCAGCCGCCGCCGCCGCCCCAGCAGCCGCCACCUCCCCAGCAGCCACCGCCCCAGCAGCCGCCGCCGCAGCCGGCCCCCGCCCAGGGCCCCUCCGCUGUAGGGGGUGCGCCUCCACUGCACACCCCAAGCCCGGAUGGUUGUACCCCAGCCGGGGGUAAGCCGGCUGGGGCCGAAGGCUAUGGGCCUCCCUCGGUGAUGGCCAUGCACCCACCCCCACUGCAGCACGGAGGCUACCACCCACAUCAGCACCAUCCCCACCCCCACCCUGCCCAGCAGCCGCCGCCACCGCCGCCGCAGGCUCAGGGCCAGGCUCCUAUCAACAGUACUGGCUUCGCCUUUCCUCCUGACUGGUGCUCCAAUAUCGACUCCUUAAAGGAAAGCUUUAAGAUGGUGAAUCGGCUCAACUGGUCCAGCAUUGAGCAGUCACAGUUCUCAGAACUGAUGGAGAGUCUGCGACAGGCAGAGCAGAAGAACUGGAGCCUCGACCAGCAUCACAUUGCCAAUCUGUGUGACUCUCUCAACCACUUCCUUACCCAGACCGGUCACGUGCCCCCCCAAGGGGGCUCCCACCGGCCACCAGCCUCUGCCCGUAUUGCUGACUCCUGUGCCCUUACCAGUGGUAAACAAGAGCCAGCCAUGAACCAAGUGAACUCUUAUGUGCACCCACAAGCCCCCCACCUCUACCCUGGCCCAUCACCAAUGUACCCAAUCCCCACCCAGGACUCAGCAGGAUACAAUCGCCCAGCACACCACAUGGUCCCUCGGCCACCGGUUCCCCCUGCGGGCACCAACGAGGAGAUCCCUGAUGACUUCGACUGGGAUUUGAUCACUUAGGGCAUCACGGAGCACAGCCCUGAGCCUGAGGCUGGGCAGCAAAGUCUGGCAGUGGGGCAAGAACGGCCCUGGCCCACCCCUUCCUCCUUGCUGUAUAUACUUAUAUAGCCUCUUUUUUUCUUGCUCUGUCAGAGAAGCCACUGCGAGAUGCUGCCGAAGAUAACCCCCCCUUUCCUGCCUCCUUCUUCCUCUUCCUUCCUGUUUUUUUCCGAAUUCUUUU
Odobenus rosmarus divergens (Pacific walrus) is the source of this 1927-nucleotide messenger RNA. It is a transcript of the gene FOXJ2, whose product is annotated as forkhead box J2. Gene Ontology annotation, biological process: regulation of transcription by RNA polymerase II. Lineage: Eukaryota; Metazoa; Chordata; Mammalia; Carnivora; Odobenidae. The coding region runs from base 1 to 1707 and encodes 568 amino acids. The transcript has 11 exons. Gene Ontology annotation, cellular component: nucleus. Gene Ontology annotation, molecular function: DNA-binding transcription factor activity, RNA polymerase II-specific; RNA polymerase II cis-regulatory region sequence-specific DNA binding. The record is from RefSeq and is a predicted model, not a curated record.